Messenger RNA from Danio rerio (zebrafish), 2229 nucleotides. RefSeq names its product iroquois homeobox 2a (gene irx2a). Lineage: Eukaryota; Metazoa; Chordata; Actinopteri; Cypriniformes; Danionidae. Gene Ontology annotation, biological process: regulation of DNA-templated transcription. The record is from RefSeq and is marked provisional. Gene Ontology annotation, cellular component: nucleus. Gene Ontology annotation, molecular function: DNA binding; DNA-binding transcription factor activity, RNA polymerase II-specific.
AUCUCCAUGACGGCUCUCUGCUGAACGCUCCUCUCGUGCGCGUUUAUUUAUUUUAUUUUAUUAGUUCGCGUCCGGUGCGUCAAUGCGCUGAUUCCAUCGAUCAGCCCGAUUUCGCGUUGUGGAGAGAAGCUGAGUAAUAAUGUCCUAUCCUCAGGGUUACCUCUACCAGCCCCCGGGCUCUCUGGCGCUUUACUCGUGUCCGCUGGCCGCCCCGAGGAGCGAGGAUUUGGCCCGGUCAUCCUCCGGUUCCGCGUUCAGCCCGUACCCCGGGUCGGCGGCGUUCACAGCCUCCGCCAACGGAUUCUCCAGCCCGCUGCCCUACUCCACAGAUCCGGCCACGGGAUUCCCGUCCUACAUGGGCUCUCCGUAUGACGCGCACACUACGGGAAUGGCAGGAGCCAUAAGUUAUCACCCGUACGGGAGUCCCGGUUACCCGUACCAGCUCAACGAUCCCGCUUACCGGAAAAACGCCACUCGGGACGCAACAGCGACGUUAAAAGCGUGGCUGCAGGAGCACAGGAAAAACCCCUAUCCCACUAAAGGAGAGAAGAUCAUGCUGGCCAUCAUCACCAAAAUGACCCUCACGCAAGUGUCCACCUGGUUCGCCAAUGCACGACGGAGACUCAAGAAGGAGAACAAGAUGACCUGGGCACCGCGGAAUAAAAGUGAAGACGAAGACGAAGAUGACGGAGAUGGAGAGAGAAAAGACGAGCGCACGGAUAAAAACAUGGACAACAGCGAAGCGUCAGCUGAGGACGAAGGCAUCAGUUUGCACGUCGAUGCCCUGACAGACCACUCGUGCUCGGUGGAGUCGGACGGGGAGAAGGUCACGUGUCGGACCGGAGACCUUGUUUGCGAUUCUGGAGCUGAAAUCCAGGACAAAUGCGAGGCGACGGAUCUCGGGGAGGAAAGGCAGCGAGGCGCGUCACCCAAACCGGUGACCUCUUCUCCUCUGACCGGGGUGGAGGCGCCUCUAUUGACCCAUCAUCACCGGGAGAACAGCACCAACAAAACAUGCCUGGACGGUCAAAACCAAACCGUCAAGCCUAAGCUGUGGUCAUUAGCAGAGAUCGCCACUUCGGACCCCAAGCAGCAGAACUGUCCCCCGGGUGUCGGCCUUCUGACCUCCAGCGCGCCCGGCGCGUCCCCGGCGGGCGCGGUUUACCCCGCCACCUCCAUACUAGGAAGACCUCUUUAUUACACUUCUCCGUUUUAUAGUAAUUACACAAACUAUGGCAACUUCAGCCCGCUUCAGGGCCAGGGGAUACUGCGCUACAACUCCGCCGCAGAGGGACUCCUUCAUAAACAGACUGGAGAGCCGCUAAUAAAGACUAAUCCAAACCAGACUGAAGCUCACUUCAGGGCCUCCAAUGCAGAAUCCAAAAAAGACCCCAGCGAGGUUUUCACAGUAAGAUCCCAAUCUUACCUGUCGAGUUAAGACGAGGAAGAUCUUCCAAGUAGGUGUCACAAUUGCUUUGAACAAAGCGAACAAGCCAUCACCCCUUCUCUCUCUCUCUCUCUCUCUCUCUCUCUCUCUCUCUCUCCCUCUCUCUCUCUCUCUCUCUCUCUCUCUCUCUCUCUCUCUCUCUCUCCCCAAGCUGUUUUAAACUAACAUUUGCUCCUUAUACGCGGAUCCUCUUUUGUGUGCCACUGUACACCCACGGACUACAGAGCACCUGCCUAUACAAUAACAACAACAACACUGCGAUUGCGGGACAGAAACGCAAAGACAAGACAGGACAAGAGAAAGAAGAGCGAGUUUAUAAGGCACAAUAGCCAGUCUGCUUUGGACGAACUGCUGAUUUAUUGAUGAAGUACUUUAUCCCAACACAUGUGACUUUUCCAUGAGGAAACUUAUUUCUCAGGAUCCUAAUAGUAGCUUCAUUGCCACCAGUUGUAAACACGCGUGGGACAUUUAUUAUUAUUAAUUAUUAUUAUUAUAGACCUCCUAUGAGACUUUAUAUGUGCUAUAGAGGUGUGAAGUGUAAAUGAGAUCUCGGGACUGGUAUAAACUUGACUAAGAGUGGAAUACAUUUGAUAUUUAUUUUUGUAAUGCCUAUAAUUUAUGCAAGUUGUAUUGCAAUGGUUGCUGAACAUUGUUUUGUAAAUAAAUUAUGAUGGGUUUUUAUUUUAAAAAAGCCGAAGUUACACAAUGUUGUUAACAAGGAGACUUUUACUAAUUUAUAUCUCUCGUUGUAAAUAAAAAUGCGCUAGUCUGCACUGGCACAA